AUGUUGUGUUUGGUAUGCCAAAGUGUGAGGCUCAAGGAUGACGUUAGCAAUAUGUGCGGCGCGGCUACCAUCGCGCCCAAUGGGCGCGACGGUCAACAGGCGGAUGUGCAGCGCGGCUACCAUCGCGCCCAAUGGGCGCGACGGCGGAUGUGCGGUGCGGCUACCAUCGCGCCCAAUGGGCGCGACGGUGAACAGGCGGAUGUGCGGCGCGGCUACCAUCGCGCCCAAUGGGCGCGAUGGUCAACAGGCGGAUGUGUGAGGCGGCUACCAUCGCGCCCAAUGGGCGCGACGGUGAACAGGCGGAUGUGCAGCGCGGCUACCAUCGCGCCCAAUGGGCGCGACGGUGAACAGGCGGACGUGCGGAUGUGCAGCGCGGCUACCAUCGCGCCCAAUGGGCGCGACGGUGAACAGGCGGAUGUGCAGGCGGCUACCAUCGCGCCCAAUGGGCGCGACGGUGAACAGGCGGAUGUGCGCGCGGCUACCAUCGCGCCCAAUGGGCGCGACGGUCAACAGGCGGAUGUGAGGCCGGCUACCAUCGCGCCCAAUGGGCGCGACGGUGAACAGGCGGAUGUGAGCGCGGCUACCAUCGCGCCCAAUGGGCGCGACGAUGUGCGGCGCGGCUACCAUCGCGCCCAAUGGGCGCGACGGUCAACAGGCGGAUGUGCAGCGCGGCUACCAUCGCGCCCAAUGGGCGCGACGGUGAACAGGCGGAUGUGCGGCGCGGCUACCAUCGCGCCCAAUGGGCGCGAUGGUCAACAGGCGGAUGUGCAGCGCGGCUACCAUCGCGCCCAAUGGGCGCGACGGCGGAUGUGCAGCGCGGCUACCAUCGCGCCCAAUGGGCGCGACGGUGAACAGGCGGACGUGUGGCGCGGCUACCAUCGCGCCCAAUGGGCGCGACGGUCAACAGGCGGAUGUGCAGCGCGGCUACCAUCGCGCCCAAUGGGCGCGACGGUGAACAGGCGGAUGUGCGGCGCGGCUACCAUCGCGCCCAAUGGGCGCGACGGUGAACAGGCGGAUGUGCGGGCGGCUACCAUCGCGCCCAAUGGGCGCGACGGUGAACAGGCGGAUGUGCGGAUGUGCAGCGCGGCUACCAUCGCGCCCAAUGGGCGCGACGGUCAACAGGCGGAUGUGCAGCGCGGCUACCAUCGCGCCCAAUGGGCGCGACGGUCAACAGGCGGAUGUGCGGCGCGGCUACCAUCGCGCCCAAUGGGCGCGACGGUAAACAGGCGGAUGUGCGGCGCGGCUACCAUCGCGCCCAAUGGGCGCGACGGUGAACAGGCGGAUGUGCGGCGCGGCUACCAUCGCGCCCAAUGGGCGCGACGGUCAACAGGCGGAUGUGCGGCGCGGCUACCAUCGCGCCCAAUGGGCGCGACGGUGAACAGGCGGAUGUGCAGCGCGGCUACCAUCGCGCCCAAUGGGCGCGACGGCGGAUGUGCGGCGCGGCUACCAUCGCGCCCAAUGGGCGCGACGGUCAACAGGCAGAUGUGCGGCGCGGCUACCAUCGCGCCCAAUGGGCGCGACGGUCAACAGGCGGAUGUGCGGCGCGGCUACCAUCGCGCCCAAUGGGCGCGACGGUCAACAGGCGGAUGUGCGGCGCGGCUACCAUCGCGCCCAAUGGGCGCGACGGUCAACAGGCGGAUGUGCGGCGCGGCUACCAUCGCGCCCAAUGGGCGCGACGGUCAACAGGCAGAUGUGCGGCGCGGCUACCAUCGCGCCCAAUGGGCGCGACGGUCAACAGGCGGACGUGUGAGCGCGGCUACCAUCGCGCCCAAUGGGCGCGACGGUCAACAGGCAGAUGUGCGGCGCGGCUACCAUCGCGCCCAAUGGGCGCGACGGUCAACAGGCGGAUGUGCAGCGCGGCUACCAUCGCGCCCAAUGGGCGCGACGGUCAACAGGCAGAUGUGCGGCGCGGCUACCAUCACGCCCAAUGGGCGCGACGGUAAACAGGCGGAUGUGCGGUGCGGCUACCAUCGCGCCCAAUGGGCGCGACGGUCAACAGGCAGAUGUGCGGCGCGGCUACCAUCGUGCCCAAUGGGCGCGACGGUCAACAGGCAGAUGUGCAGCGCGGCUACCAUCGCGCCCAAUGGGCGCGACGGUGAACAGGCGGAUGUGCAGCGCGGCUACCAUCGCGCCCAAUGGGCGCGACAGUCAACAGGCAGAUGUGCGGCGCGGCUACCAUCGCGCCCAAUGGGCGCGACGGUCAACAGGCGGAUGUGCGGCGCGGCUACCAUCGCGCCCAAUGGGCGCACUUUAUUGAACUGCUAUGCAAGACGUACAUGUAACAUGAUAUGCUAG
This is a messenger RNA of Volvox carteri f. nagariensis, 2295 nucleotides long. RefSeq lists its product as uncharacterized. The record is from RefSeq and is a predicted model, not a curated record. Bases 1 to 2295 code for a protein of 764 amino acids. The transcript is spliced from 8 exons. Lineage: Eukaryota; Viridiplantae; Chlorophyta; Chlorophyceae; Chlamydomonadales; Volvocaceae.